Messenger RNA from Capsella rubella, 1337 nucleotides. Its product is annotated as 1-aminocyclopropane-1-carboxylate oxidase homolog 3. NCBI's taxonomy places the organism in Eukaryota, Viridiplantae, Streptophyta, Magnoliopsida, Brassicales, Brassicaceae. The record is from RefSeq and is a predicted model, not a curated record. The coding region runs from base 62 to 1168 and encodes 368 amino acids. The transcript has 3 exons.
UAUGGGUUAUUGUGUUGUGUGAUUGUAUCAUAUUUCUCUGUUUUUUCGAGAAACAAAAACAAUGGAGACGAUAAAGGUUACUUCUUUCGAUCGUGCCAGUGAGCUUAAAGCUUUCGAUGAGACGAAAACGGGAGUGAAAGGACUCGUCGACGCCGGAGUUUCAAAGAUUCCACGCAUCUUCCAUCACCCACCUGCCAAAUUAUCAAACCCUAAACCACUUCCUUCGGACUUGCUACAUCUCAAGACGAUCCCAACGAUCGAUCUCAGAGGACGGGUGUUCGAGGACGUGAUAAGCCGCAAGAACGCGGUUGAAGGGAUCAAAGAAGCAGCAGCCAAGUGGGGUUUCUUCCAAGUGAUUAACCAUGGAGUUUCUCUUGAUCUUCUUGAGAGGAUGAAAGAAGGAGUUCGUAACUUUCACGAGCAGUCCCCUGAAGUGAGGAAAGACUUCUACACUCGCGAUUUCAGCAGAAGGUUUAUGUAUUUAAGUAAUUUCGAUCUCUUCAGUUCUCCAGCUGCAAAUUGGAGAGACACUUUCGCUUGUACCAUGGCUCCAAAUCCUCCGGAACCACAUGAUCUGCCAGAGGCUUGUAGGGAUGUUAUGAUCGAAUACGCAAAGCAAGCCAUGAAAUUGGGUGAGUUUCUCUUUGAGCUUUUAUCUGAAGCUUUAGGGUUGAACUCUAAUCACCUCAAGGACUUGGAUUGCUCCAAGGGUUUGCUCAUGCUCUCCCAUUACUACCCACCGUGUCCAGAGCCUGACCAAACUUUAGGCACAAGUCAGCACGCCGACAACUCUUUCCUUACCGUCCUUCUUCCAGAUCAGAUCGAAGGGCUUCAGGUUCGUCGCGAAGGCUAUUGGUUCGAUGUUCCUCAUGUUUCCGGCGCUCUCAUCAUCAACAUCGGAGAUCUUUUACAGCUUAUAACAAACGACAAAUUCAUCAGUUUGGAGCAUAGAGUAUUGGCGAACAGAUCCUCAAGAGCUCGAGUCUCUGUCGCAUGUUUCUUUACCACCGGCAUGAGACCGAACCCUACAAUGUACGGACCCAUUAGAGAGCUUGUGUCUGAAGCAAACCCUCCAAAGUACAGAGAGACAACCAUUAGAGAAUAUGCUACUCACUUCAAUGCUAAAGGACUUGACGGAACCUCUGCUUUGCUUCAUUUUAAAAUAUGAACACACGUAUCCAACAUUAAAAUAUAUGUAAUAUUACUCAAGUGAGAGACCAAUACAGUGCUUGGUGAAGAAAAAAUUCCCAAGGGGUUCAUAAACGUCUCUGUUUAUACUUUAUUUUGAUAUCUUCAAAGCUCUUUAAAAAGCCCGAAACAAGAGUAUUUCAUUUGCU